GCGCCAUAAUCUUUAAAUCCGGAUCCCAGCAGAUCAGAAAACAAGAUGGCAGAAGAUUACGAUGGCAACCUUAGCACUUAUAAAGCUCAGUUACACCAGGUGGAAGCUGCAUUAACAAGUGAUGCAGAUAAUGAAGAACUUCUUAAGUUGAAACAAGAUUUACAGGAAGUGAUAGAUUUGACAUUAGAUCUAAUCAAGGCUGCUCCUGAGGUCACGCAAGAGGAGGACUCUGUUAUACCGCUACAGAAAUGGAAUAUAGGAGAUAGAUGCCUGGCUAUGUAUGAAGAAGAUGGACUGUUAUAUCCUUCAACUAUUGAUGAAAUUCACGACAAUGGAACUGUAACUGUCACAUUCGAUGGAUAUGGAAAUUCAGAAAUUGUAAAGACAAGUAAAUUGAGAGAACUCGAGGAACCUAAAGGAGAAAAAAGGACGUCAGAAGAGGCAGGUUUAGAAACAGACAGUAAACCAAAAUCCAAGAAGGAGCUCUUAGAACAACAAAAGGAAUACAAAAAAAGGAAACAACAGAAGAAGGCAGAAAGGUUAAAACAAAUGGAACAGGCUCAUGAAAAGUCGAAAAACAACUGGCUUGACUUUAAUAGCAAGGCAUUCAACAAAAACAAAAAAGGGUAUGUCAAGAAAAGUAUAUUUGCAUCUCCUGACGAGUCAACUGGUAAAGUAGGUGUAGGUACAUGUAAUAAAGGGGGUAAGCCAAUGACAAAGUUCCAGAAACAAAAAUACCAAGUUCCAUCCAAGAAGUAGAUAGUGUAUUGUAAUUGUCUAUUCAUACUUGGACAGUGUCGAGAACAGAGGGGAAUUUUGACUGUUAUUGCUAAUGUAGAUUUGGUCAAAUUGUGACCCCCGCUUCCCCUGUUCUCAAAUUUCUGAUCAUUGCUUGUUAGAGGGACACGUUUGGACUACAGUAACUUGUAAGAAAGUUCUGAUCAUCGCUUGUUAGAGGGACACGUUUGGACUACAGUAACUUGUAAGAAAGAAGUUGACAGUGAACUCUGAUGAAGUCUGUAUAUUUUAGACUUGAAAAGACUGUAUAUUUUAGACAUUGUAUGUACUAGAGUUUCAACAAUGAAAUGAUGAUGUAUCACAUUCACAUCUGCACAAUUACUGGACUUAUAUCCAGCCAAAAGUAAAUAUGUACAUUAUUACAUUUAAAAUAAAAAAUUGACAUUGAUCUAGCCUAAGUCAAGCCAUUGAGGCUUGCCAUUCCAAAACCAGUGACCAAAAAAUGAAAAUUGACUUUUUAAUAUGUAGUCGUAUUCUCCACAUUGUAAGCUUAAAAAUGAUGGGUCAUUUACUGAAAUCGACUUACUAUUGCCAAAGUUAUGAGUAAAAGUAUUAUGGAUUCUAUGUACUAAAGUAUACAAUACUAUUGCCAAAGUUAUGAGUAAAUCUAUUAUGUCUUUGUACUAAAAGUAUACAAUACUGCCACAUUCUUAUGCUAAUUACUGUACUCAGUUUAACAAUUAACGAUGGUAUGCAGGUUUUGGAAUGGCAAGCCUCAAAUAGGUAAACAAUGUAAUACCAUUAAUUCUGCAUACAUUAGGUCCAAGUUGAAACUCAAUCAGUAAACAAUGUUUUGAAAUUUUGACAUGCAUUCACAUAUUCUAUGAAGAAUGAAUACUAGUGGUGUUUCAAGAUACAAGAUGUGAAAAAUGGCAGGGAAAGAUUGGGUAGAGGAGGGGGAAUGUUGCACUGACGUUCAAUAUUUCCUUUACUUAAAAACUAAUGUUUUUGAUCUAUGUUGCACCUGCAAUGUUCCCCAGUUGUUCAUUUCUGAGUGUUGGAUAUAUUUUAAUGUAAAGGUAUUUCAUUUACACAAACAUUACCAGUAAGGUACAUAAACAUUUCAUAUGUAAAGGUGAUAGAAAGAUUGUCAAUCUUUUUCACACUAUGAUUAUUAGAUGACUAUGAUUAAUGUCUAUUUUCCUCUUGUCUGCUGAAAAUCCUGUAAAAAAUACUGUAUAUGAGUCUUUUAUUUUGUACCCAUUAUAAUAAUUUAAUUAUAGAAAACAGUGUAUACUGUCUAGGAAAAUUGGGAAACACCUAAAAAUUAAAUAAAAAACUUAAAUAGCUUAUUAGGCGAGAUUUUUAUUCCUUGCUUCACAAACUUAUUUUUUUAAAGAAAUAUACACGUUUAUUUUAAGGCAGCGGUGGGUGUAAUAAAAAUAAAGAAAACUUUUAUUUUUUUCUGAAAUUUCAAUUUUUUCGUGGCGGCGGGUGCGCUAAUUGGCCAAAAAUAAAAUUUUAUUUAUUUUCAAAUUAUCAUUAUUGGCAGUCGGCAGAUUCACUAAACAAGGUAUAAAAGUCUCGCCCAAGCUAUCAACUUCCUAUGAGGCAAAAACAUUUAAUUUUUAACUGAUUUCUUUAUGAUGAAAAUCCUUUAGGAACAGUAUUUAUGCAUCUGUUAAUUUAGAGAAAAUCCUUUCACAUUCUAAUAUUUCAUUGAAGGCUAGUAAAGUACGCUUUGUCCAGAUUAUCAAAUGUUAUUUGGCAAAGAACUGUUGUAUGCCCAUAUAUAGACAUGAUGUGCCUAUAUAUGGUCAUGAUCUGAUGUUACCAUUAACUACCAUAUUUAGGCAUGUCAUUUGAGAGUGUUGAUUGGGUAUUAGUUAAAUACUCAAAAAAAAAAAAUCUAAACAUUUUUUUAAAAAACUCAACACCAGAGGGUAUACUGUAUCUUUAAUGUAGUGUAUACCAUGUUUCAGUUGUGUAUGGUUUCUGUGCUUGGAUUAAAUGCUAUGAGAAUUGUAAAUUUUAACACAGUACAAUUUUCUGGUACAUUUUCUAAAACAGUACAGUAUAUGGCUGGCCAUAAAUGAGGUUAGUGAUGGUGGAUGCAGAUUAAAUUACUGUACAGUAUUUAUGUUCUGCUGUUUUAGUACCUUUACCUAUGUAACUGGUUAAGGUUUGAAAUUACUGUACCUCAAAAAAGUUAAAAGAUUUUUUAACAAGUUGCAAGAAAAGUUGGCCAUGUAUUUAUAUAAAAAAAUGUGGAAAUUGUUAAGUGUAGGGUUGCUAAUAUUUGAUCAGUGGCAAAUAAAAGGUUCUUCAAGGUAAAUACUAUGCACUUAAAGCGAUUAUGAUACUUUACAGUUAUACAUUACAUGUACAUUAGUUUUAUAGUGUACUGUAGUGUGUAUAUGGAACUUUUGGGGGGAUUUACAUGCUUGAUGUAGUACAGUACAGUAUUAGUGCAUUCACUUUUGAGGUCUAAAAGUGAAGAACUAUUAAAUACUUUGUUGUUAAAAAAGAGUUUUU
Messenger RNA from Anneissia japonica, 3273 nucleotides. Its product is annotated as survival of motor neuron-related-splicing factor 30-like. The record is from RefSeq and is a predicted model, not a curated record. Gene Ontology annotation, biological process: mRNA processing; regulation of alternative mRNA splicing, via spliceosome. Bases 46 to 759 code for a protein of 237 amino acids. Gene Ontology annotation, molecular function: RNA binding. NCBI's taxonomy places the organism in Eukaryota, Metazoa, Echinodermata, Crinoidea, Comatulida, Comatulidae. Gene Ontology annotation, cellular component: nucleus; precatalytic spliceosome; cytoplasm. The transcript is spliced from 7 exons.